UUCAGUGGUUGCUAUGACAACAAAUAGACCACAGUUCCAGUCAGACUGCUAAUGUUUCAGUGUUUUCAGACGGUUAGUUCCUAAUAUGUCUAAAAAUAAGACAACUGGACAUAAAGCUGCCCACAGCUCACAAAGGAAAAAAGAAGUGGAGGCAAGGAGCUGUAUACGGUACAGAUGUGGCCUGACCAAUACCAUACAGGACGUCCUUAACCACAGACCAGGCUGGGUGGAAGUGAAAGAUGAUGCCGAAUGGGACUUCAACUGGUGUGAUGUUGGAUGGCUGAGAGAGAACUUUGAUCACUCAUACAUGGAAGAACAUGUACGGAUAUGUCACUUCCGCAACCACUACGAGUUGACCCGUAAGAACCUGAUGGUGAAGAACUUGAAGCGGUAUAGAAAAACAUUAGAGCGGGAGGUUGGGCGUUUGGAAGCAGCCAAAUGUGACUUUUUUCCGCGUACGUUUGAGUUGCCUAGUGAGUAUCACAUCUUUGUGGAGGAGUUUAAGAAAAGCCCGGGGAACACCUGGAUCAUGAAGCCUGUGGCUCGAUCACAAGGGAAAGGAAUUUUUCUGUUUCGAAAACUCAAGGAUAUCAUAGAUUGGAGGAAGGAUGGGAGUCGCUCUGAAGAACAGAAAGAUGAGGCUCAAGUUGAGAGCUACGUCGCUCAACGUUACAUUGAGAAUCCCUACCUUAUAGCUGGGAGAAAAUUUGAUUUGAGAGUCUACGUUCUUGUAACAUCAUAUAUUCCACUGAAAGCCUGGCUUUAUCGUGAUGGUUUUGCCCGAUUUUCCAACACCAGGUUCUCUCUCAGCAGCAUAGAUGAUCAAUAUGUUCAUCUCACCAAUGUUGCAGUGCAAAAGACAGCUCCUGAUUAUGAUCCUGAGAAGGGCUGUAAGUGGCAGAUGCAACAGCUACGGUGGUAUCUGACUGCUAAGCAUGGUUUCGAAACAGUGCAGACUCUCUUUAAAGAAAUUGACAACGUAUUUAUUCGCAGCCUGCUUAGUGUGCAGAAGACCAUCAUCAAUGACAAACACUGCUUUGAGCUGUACGGAUAUGACAUUCUGCUGGACCAGGACUUAAAGCCGUGGCUAAUUGAAGUGAACGCUUCGCCCUCCCUCACAGCCAGCAGUCAGGAAGACUAUGACCUAAAAUACAGACUUCUGGAGGACACCUUGCACAUUGUUGACAUGGAGGGCCGCCUGACGGGCAAGGAGAAGAGGAUUGGCGGAUUUGACCUAAUGUGGAACGACGGUCCUGUCUACACGGAUGUUGGUCUAGAGGCUCUCGGCAGCUCUUGCCUCGUGGCAAACACACACCUUGGCUGUGUGAAUGAUCGAGAGAAGCAGCUUCAACAGCUUCUAAAGCCUUUCCCAGGACAGAAGAAAACAUGACAAUAUUCCUACGGCAUCAAAUCAGUGUGAAAAACUAUGCUUGACAUUCCCAUUAAUUCCAAAAAUUGUUGUAUUAUGAGGAGUCAGAGGAGCGUACAUAUUUAAAUACCCAAAAGAUAUCAUUCACAAACUCAAAAUUGCAUUGUUUUUGAUUUAUGAUGAUAAUUUUUGCAUAUUUAAUUACUAGCACAUAAAUAAAUACUGUAGACAAGGGCUCUGAUGAUGUAAUGAAAACUGUUUAUUAUUUAGCUCUCAUAAAAAUAGCUGCGUUCAAAACUCUCAGCAAAAUAAAGCACAAUCUGACGAUGAUAGGACAAAAUGUAUAUUUUUUUGCAUGUUUUUUGCCUGAUAAGUGAAUGUCACAUAUUACAUUAAAUCCUAUUGAAAUGGCUCUACCAACAGUAUAUCAAGUAUGGAAAAUAAUGUAGCCCAUACUGUAUGGCUGCAACCUGUACCAACUUUCAACUCAUAUUCAAGUGACAAUGCAUUAAAAAAAAAAACAAAACCACUACCAUUUUUGUUCCAACAAAAAUAAACAAAACAUGCUUAGUUUAAAUACAUGAAAACCUGAAAAUUCACCUGAAAAGUUCUCAAUAAGUAAACAAACAUAGCUUAUAACUCAGGUCCAUCAAAACAAAGCCCCAACCAUAAACCACCAUAAGCAAUCUUAACAACGUCACAGUUAAACAAUCACCGAAAACCUAAGAAAUGUCUUCCAAAACAUUCAAAGAUAAGCAACGCUUUACACAAAACAUUCAUAUUUAAAC
Danio rerio (zebrafish) is the source of this 2157-nucleotide messenger RNA. Lineage: Eukaryota; Metazoa; Chordata; Actinopteri; Cypriniformes; Danionidae. The record is from RefSeq and is a predicted model, not a curated record.